Molecule: messenger RNA, 470 nt
Organism: Musca vetustissima
Lineage: Eukaryota; Metazoa; Arthropoda; Insecta; Diptera; Muscidae
Gene: crok
Exons: 2
Coding region: 13-459 (148 amino acids)
Biological process (GO): regulation of synaptic transmission, cholinergic; positive regulation of voltage-gated potassium channel activity; sleep
Source: RefSeq, a predicted model, not a curated record
CAAUUACCAAUAAUGCAACGUGUAUUUGUGUGCAGCAUUCUUGUAUUGUGUUUGGCCCAAACAGUUCUAAGCAUCAAAUGUUGGGAUUGUCGUUCCGAUAAUGAUCCCAAAUGUGGUGACCCAUUCGAUAAUAGCACCUUGGUUAUUACGGACUGCAAUCAAUUAAAAGAUUUGGAGCACUUGCCGGGCGUACGUCCGACCAUGUGUCGUAAAAUCAGGCAGAAGGCUCAUGGUGAAUGGCGUUAUUUCCGCAGCUGUGCCUUCAUGGGAGAACCUGGCAUUGAAGGAGAUGAACGUUAUUGUUUGAUGCGUACGGGCAGUUAUAACAUUUUCAUGGAAUACUGUACAUGCAACAGCAAAGAUGGUUGUAAUGGAGCCAGUCUCAUGAGUGGCAAUCAAUUGGCCAUAGCAGCGACAACAAUGCUGGUAUCAACCAUUGCUUGGUUUUUGCGACAAUAGUAAAGAGGGGG